Molecule: messenger RNA, 1905 nt
Organism: Aedes aegypti (yellow fever mosquito)
Lineage: Eukaryota; Metazoa; Arthropoda; Insecta; Diptera; Culicidae
Gene: qm
Product: geranylgeranyl pyrophosphate synthase
Exons: 7
Coding region: 320-1285 (321 amino acids)
Biological process (GO): isoprenoid biosynthetic process
Molecular function (GO): prenyltransferase activity
Source: RefSeq, a predicted model, not a curated record
AUCAGUCAUCAUCGGUUGCGUUCGUCAGUCGCAUCUAUUUACUUUUCGUCGCUUAUCGGUUGCUUUUUCGUUUCGUCUCGGUGGCGAAAGAUUUCUGGAGGAAAUUAAAACUUAAAAUUCGAAGCUGCAACAAAAAUUAUCAUAAGUAGAUAUCCAGUGAAUAUUUAAAUUAAGUAAGGCGCCAGUAGUGGAUCAGAGUUUUAGGAUAAAGCGUGUGCCUCCAACAAAUACAGUACGGUCAUUAGAUCUCAUCCACUCGGAUCAACUUACUCCAAAUCUUCACUGUAGUUUAGUUUUCAAUUCACAACUAUUUUCAAGAAUGGCCAAGUUCGACAUGGACGAAUUCAACGAGAUUCUGGAAAAGUGCCGAGAUCAAUCGCUCCAGAAGGAACAGGACGCGAUACUGCUGGAACCGUUUGCCUACAUCCAGCAGAUACCGGGCAAGCAGUUCCGGGCGAAAAUGGCACUGGCCUUCAACCACUGGUUGAACAUACCGGAGGAGAAGUUGGCGGCCAUCGGCGAAGUGGUUCAGAUGAUGCACAAUUCCAGUUUGCUCAUCGAUGAUAUCGAAGAUAACUCUAUCCUCCGUAGAGGAAUUCCAGUAGCACACAAGAUUUACGGUAUCGCGAGUACGAUCAACGCUGGAAACUACGUCCUAGUGUUGGCACUCGCCAAGGUCCAUGGUCUGGGGCACCCCGAGGCCCAACAAGUGGUGACGGAACAGUUGCUGGAAUUGCACCGAGGUCAGGGAAUGGAAAUCUACUGGCGAGAUAAUUUCAUCUGUCCCACCGAGGCGGAGUACAAGCAGAUGGUGAUUCGAAAGACUGGCGGCCUGUUUAUGUUGGCCAUCCGGCUGAUGCAGCUGUUCAGCGACGACAAGAAAGACUUUACCAAAUUGACGGCCAUCCUGGGGUUGUCGUUCCAGAUCCGGGACGAUUACUGCAAUCUGACGUCGAAGGACUAUUCGGACAACAAGAGCUACUGCGAGGACCUGACGGAGGGCAAAUUCAGCUUUCCGGUGAUACACGCGGUGCUGAACCAGAAGGAUCGACAGGUGUUACAUAUUCUGAGGCAACGGACGCAGGACGUCGAAGUGAAACGGUAUUGCGUUUCACUUCUCGAAAAACUUGGAAGCUUUAAGUACACCGCUGAAGUAUUGGAAAUGCUGGACACCGAAGCUAGAGCAGAGAUCGAACGACUAGGUGAGAAUCCAAUUAUGCAAUCGCUGCUGGACGAUUUGCUCAGUUGGAAAACGGUUGGAAAUGGUGACUCAUCGUCGUCCUAAGCCAAUCUACAAUUCCACAAGCUCGACCCAUAACAGUAAGCGUAAGACAACAACCAUUUCCACCACACGAAGACGAUCUAUAUUCUGGAACCGAGAGCACUCUAAAUAUUUUUUUGUUAAAGUUUUUCUCUGCUGAAAUAUUGAGCACAAGCCACAUUAAAAUAGGAACGAAAGUGCACUGCAGUGAUUGCUAUUACAUCACGAGAAUAGAAUCUUAUAAAAGCGCGCGAAUCGCGUGUAGCGACAGGUGUAUAGAUUGAAGUCUCUAGCAUUUAGGAACGAAAGCAGCCGUCAGAGGCGAUAUUAUGAGUGCCCAAAAACAAAACUUUUAUCCACCAAAGGAUUUUGCAUGCGACGGACGGAGAAUUAAAAGACAUAUUGCCGGGGAGGAAGGAUUUCACUAUAGCUGUAAUUUUGUGUUCUGUCGAGAAAUGUGGGCUCUUCGAAUGAAUGCGUACUUUGUGCGAGUGAUGAAGCUCUUUGCCCAAUGAUGAUAGGUAUAUGAUACCAGCUGGGCUGGGCACUGGCAAGCCGAUCUAUUCCUCUUUAGUUUCAUUUUUAAAUUAUGUAAUUUGUAACUAUACACACUGUCAAGACAGUCAUUUGUUGGAUUUUCGAAA